Messenger RNA from Harpia harpyja (harpy eagle), 2188 nucleotides. RefSeq names its product leukotriene C4 synthase-like. Lineage: Eukaryota; Metazoa; Chordata; Aves; Accipitriformes; Accipitridae. The transcript is spliced from 5 exons. Gene Ontology annotation, molecular function: glutathione peroxidase activity; leukotriene-C4 synthase activity; glutathione transferase activity. Bases 263 to 700 code for a protein of 145 amino acids. Gene Ontology annotation, cellular component: endoplasmic reticulum; nuclear envelope; membrane. The record is from RefSeq and is a predicted model, not a curated record. Gene Ontology annotation, biological process: leukotriene biosynthetic process.
CUCAUUCCUGGAAAAGGGAGGGUGGGAACGGAAAGACGCCAUUAGACCUCUCUCCGAUGAUUUAUAUUUCCAUGGUGCAUAUAGUAACAGGCAAGCCAGACUCCUCCUGGGUUUAAGCACCACAUACAAAUCUUCCCUGUUCAAUUAGAGCAAACCUAUGCUGCCAGCUACCACCGCCGACUGACACAUCUGCAAGGACUAAACCUGGCCAGAGGAGCUUCUGAUCAAGAAAUCAGAUUUUCUAGGGUCUGGAAGAGUCAGUAUGUUGGAUCAGAUUCACCUGCUGGCUGCCGUGACAGUCCUGGGAGUCCUGGAGCAAGCCUACUUCUUGCUCCAGGUGAUCUAUGCCAGGAGGGUGUUUGGCAUUUCUCCUCCAAAGAUCUCAGGCCCACCUGAAUUUGAAAGGAUCUUUCGAGCACAGGUGAACUCCUCUGAGUACUUUCCCAUUUUCCUGGCGCUUCUGUGGCAGGCUGGACUCUUCUUCCAUCAAGGUCUGGCUGCAGCCUUGGGUCUGCUCUAUCUCUACGCCCGCUACUGCUACUUUAUGGGAUACAGGGCAUCGUCCUCAAAAAGGCUCGCCCCGAUAUACUUUAGCACUGGAGUUCUCUGGAUUCUCACUGCAGCAUCAGCCCUGGGCAUCUUGCAUUUCUUCCUCUCUCACUACGUGGGGCUGAACAUCCUCCAGCUUCUCACAGCGUGACCUGCUCCUCUGUCCCUCAUCGGUGUCCUUGUCUUCGAGUCCUGCUCCCUCCUGCCCAUGGUAACAGACUGGCUGUACCUAAUACAGCUAAGCAACAAAUCCACCCUCACCUGAGUUUUUAACACCUCCCUCCCCACUGCCCUGCACCGGCAUGAACUGCUGAGCUCUUCAGGAGGUAUUUUUCCCCCACAGCACUCUUUGUGCCAAGUGCUCCAUACCUGGCAGCUCCAUCAUGCCUGAUGCAGAAACAGCAAUGCUUCAAAACAAGGAGAAUUUUAGGAAAACUGGACACAUAAAAGGAAAUUAAUCUCAGCAUGAGCUUCCCAGUGAAUUGCCAUGUGUUCCCCUUCCUCCAGCAGCUCUGCCUUCAGCCCAGGCACCAAACGUGGGUUCAUGGCAGUUUUCCAAGGCCCACACCUAAGACAGGCAUUUGAAACCAGAUGGGGGCUGGGGCAUAACAAGAGUCAACGGGUAGACAGGAGUAGCCAUCAACAUGUCGUGUGAAAGUCUAUUAGUGCCCUUGUAAUGGUUAUCAGCCAUUGCCCUCGGACAAUAUUGUAAAUCAGACUGUGCAAACUCAUAACCACUACUGCAUGUAUAACUUUGAAUACUGCUGAGCGACAACGUGCACAAAUAAAAAGGCACUGAGCUUGCUGUGCUGGGUGUCUCCUUGUGGGUCUGCAACUAGCAGAGAACAAAAACACGGAUGUUUGAACACGAGGUGGCUGCCUCAGUUUCCCUGCCGUGCAGCGUAACACAGCCUGCAACCCUAUGUCCCAUGGGAGGAGAGCUCUGAGUAGGGAGAAUUUGAUUUUCAGAGGUGCUGAGCUCCCAGAUUGGGGGCUAAGCUGCUCAGCACCAAACAGUGGUCCCUGCUGGGUGGUUUGCCUGGUGCUCAGGUCCCCAUCCAGGCUUGCCCAGGAUUUUCACGGGAGCCUAGCGUUCACAACAUUGAUGCUUUUGGCCACUGGUCCGCUCAUGUUAGUGACACAGCUCAGAAAACACCAGCAGUGCUCCGUGCCAUUGUCACAGGGGGAUUUCACAUCAAACCUGGAGAGCGAAAAUAACUGCAUUAACAUGCUGCCAGCCUAACCACACUUUAAAGCCUGCCGUCCGCCCCUCCUUUCCCCAGGAGUAGGCAUAUCUAGAUUGUAAGAACAAAAGGCAGGGGUUUUUUGGAAGAAGUGAUUAAUUUUUCACAUUGUUUCAUUUCCUUCCCUGCAUUUUAAAUGGGCUUAUCCCGCAAAGCCCCCAGUCUGUUUCCCAUUCGGGCUCUCCUGCCUUGGAGUCAUGCUGCUGCAUUGAAGUCGGCAAACACUGCAGGGAAAGCCUUAAAUCCAAACAAAAAUAACUGUACAGCACUUGCUUCUGCAAAGUUUUCAGUGCAGCAGGGCCCCAUAAUCACACAAACCCCUGGGUGUCACAGCAAGGUAAACAACAACAAAAUAACUUCUUUUCUAGCAGCUUUGCUAAAACACUUUGGAAAAG